Molecule: messenger RNA, 1686 nt
Organism: Caenorhabditis briggsae
Lineage: Eukaryota; Metazoa; Nematoda; Chromadorea; Rhabditida; Rhabditidae
Gene: Cbr-prp-17
Product: Protein CBR-PRP-17
Exons: 6
Coding region: 1-1686 (561 amino acids)
Biological process (GO): mRNA splicing, via spliceosome
Cellular component (GO): catalytic step 2 spliceosome
Molecular function (GO): protein binding; mRNA binding
Source: RefSeq, a predicted model, not a curated record
AUGGAUGCGCUCCAGGCAUACGGUAUGAGUGAUAGUGAGCAAUCAGAAGAUGACAUGGAGAUUUCCAACGGAAAAUCGGCCGAGAGAGCCAUUGUGAUGGCUCCAGACGUUCUAUCGAAGAGUGUUAUCAAGGAAGUCGCCAUUGUGGACCCGAAGACCAAGGAAAUUAAAUCGAACCCGAAAUUUGAGCAAUUGUUCAAGGCGGAGUCUGGUCCAGUGAAUCCGUUCAAAUCCGAACAACAACGAUCCCAAAAGAACACACUGACAGGCUUCGUCGAGCCCGCCCAUCUCAACGAAUUCCAUUUUAAUCGUGAAAUUCGAAGUUUCGACACCCUCGGAUACGCCCAGAACCCCACAGCAGAGACCGGCACGACGCAAUUCAUUGGAGAUGUCAAAAAAGCGGAAACCGAGAAAGGCGUUUCCCUGUUUGAGUCGAAAAAAACGGGCGGUGAGAAGCGGAAGAGGGUGCGGAACGACGAUUCGGCCGAUGUUGAUGGAUAUACGGGACCAUGGAGCAGAUUUGCGGAUGAGAAGACUGUGGCGAAGCCAUCUCCGGAACUACAGAAGCAAAUGGAUGAAAUUGUGAAGAAACGACAGGAAAAGAGCAGGAAAUUCAAGAAGGAUAAGGAGGAUAGUGAGCAGAUGGCUGACGAGAGCUCCACGCUUCAUUUGAAAGAAGCCGAGGACUAUCAAGGACGUUCGUUCCUGGUGCCACCCAGCUUCACAGGUGUCAACCUCCGCGAAGACUACUGCCCAGAGCGUUGUUUCGUGCCCAAGAAGCUCGUGCACACGUACCGGGGACACAACAAGGGCGUCAACUUCCUCCAGUGGUUCCCAAAAAGUGCCCAUCUGUUCCUCUCGUGCUCAAUGGACACCAAAAUCAAGCUAUGGGAGGUUUACGAUCGUCAGAGGGUGGUCCGAACGUAUUCUGGACACAAGCUGCCAGUUCGAGAGGUUGCCUUCAACAAUGAAGGCACGGAAUUCCUGUCGGCGUCUUUCGAUCGAUACGUGAAGCUGUGGGAUACGGAAACGGGACAAGUGAAGCAGAGAUUCCAUACGGGACACGUACCGUACUGCUUGAAAUACCACCCGGAUGACGAUAAGAAUCAUAUGUUCUUGGUUGGAAUGCAGAAUAAGAAGAUUAUUCAAUGGGACUCGAGAUCCGGCGAGAUUGUGCAGGAGUAUGAUCGGCAUUUGCAAGCAGUCAACUCGAUCACAUUCUUCGACAAAAAUCGCCGUUUCGCAUCGACAUCCGACGAUAAAUCAGUGCGAAUUUGGGAAUGGGAGAUUCCGGUGGACACGAAACUCAUCCAAAACGUUGGACUUCAUGCUAUCCCGACGAUGACCAAAAGUCCCAAUGACAAAUGGGUCGUUGGACAGUGCAUGGACAACCGUAUAGUCCUAUUCCAGCUGGUCGACGAUAAGCUGAGAUUCUCGAAAAAGAAGGCGUUCCGGGGACACAAUGCCGCCGGAUACGCAUGCAAUAUCGAUUUUUCGCCGGAUCAAUCGUUCCUGAUUUCUGGAGAUGCCGAUGGAAAAUUGUUCAUUUGGGACUGGAGAACACAUAAAAUUGUUGGGAAAUGGAAAGCCCAUGAGAACACGUGUAUCGCCGCGCUCUGGCAUCCUCAUGAGAAGAGUCGAAUGAUAACAGCCGGAUGGGAUGGACUGAUCAAAAUGUGGAAUUAA